Messenger RNA from Lonchura striata (white-rumped munia), 2039 nucleotides. It is a transcript of the gene PMP22, whose product is annotated as peripheral myelin protein 22. Gene Ontology annotation, cellular component: plasma membrane. The record is from RefSeq and is a predicted model, not a curated record. NCBI's taxonomy places the organism in Eukaryota, Metazoa, Chordata, Aves, Passeriformes, Estrildidae.
ACAUCUCCUCGCCGCCGGGCGGGAGCGGCUCGGGAGCCGUGGCCGGGGAAGGCAUCGGCUCCGUGAGCGGCUCCCGGGGGAGGCGGCGAGGCCGGGGCCGAGCCGGGCGCUGCCCCGUUUAUAGGAGGGCGGCAGGCGGCGGCUGAGCCCUCCCCGUGCCGCAGACGCAAACGGGGCGGUGGCCCCGGUUAAAGGGGAAACUUGACAGCGCCGCCGCCCGCUCCGCUCCGCUCCGCCGCCAGCGCGCUCCGCUCCGCCGCGAUCUCUGCCCUCUACCACCGCCAAGAUGCUGCUCCUGCUGCUGGGGAUCAUCGUGCUCCACGUCACCGUGCUGGUGCUGCUCUUCGUCUCCACCAUCGUCAGUCAAUGGCUGGUGAACGGCGAGCACGCGGCAGACCUGUGGCAGAACUGCACCUCCGGAGCCUCCUUCCACUGCCUGGCAUCCUCCUCCAACGAAUGGCUGCAGGCUGUCCAAGCCAUGAUGAUCCUCUCCGUCAUCUUCAGCGUGCUGUCGCUGUUCCUGUUCUUCUGCCAGCUCUUCACGCUCACCAAGGGCGGCCGCUUCUACAUCACCGGAGUCUUCCAGAUCCUGGCGGGGCUGUGUGUGAUGAGUGGCGCUGCCAUCUUCACAGUGAGGCACACGGACUGGCACCAAGCCUCGGAAAACACCUCCUACGGCUUCGCCUACAUCCUGGCGUGGCUGGCCUUCCCCCUGGCCCUGGCCAGCGGCAUCAUCUACGUCAUCCUGCGGAAGCGCGAGUGACGCCGCGGGACGUGGCCGCGGGACGGGGCAGCCGCGACGUCCCCGCAGCCGACGGAGGCGGGGGAGAAUAGAUGAGGAAAUGGAAAAGAAAAUUAACCAAAAAACCAAAAAAAAAAAGGAAUAAACCCUCCCACCCAAGCCAAACCCAACCGACCCCCAGAGGAAACACUCAAAGGGUUCCUUGUUAAUUGAAGAUGUAUAUAGUAUCUAUGGUUUAAAAAACCUAUUUAUAACACUUUUUACAUAUAUGUACAUAGUCUUGUUUGCUUCUGUUGACCAUGCGCUGUUUUAAAGCCUAAAGCAAGUGCCUAAGGAACUCUCACUCCUAACAGUGUAACAAGAGCGCGGUGAUUUUUCUCUCAUGCAAAAUCCUCUUUGAGCUGAACUCUCCUGCCCUGUCCCAGCCCGCCAGGACCCCCAGCUCUGGCUUUGGGCCGGCGUGGAUCAGCACGCCCGGUUCCACAGCCGGGGGCCAGGCCUGCUCCUGCCACACGCUGUGAUCCGAGGGCACGUCCAGAUCUGAUGGGAGACGCUUCCAAAAGGUUUGAAGGAUUUCGGAGCAAAGGCUUUGAUUGCCCCAAGUGCCUAAAUGACUUACGUGCCUAAGUCCCGAUGCCUUGCCGCCACACCCGCGGGGAAUUUGGGCUUUUAAAUCACUUAGGCCGAGCUGCAGUCCAGCCCGGGUCCCAGCCUGGAACGUGCUCUGCCCUUGCCGUGGAGCUAAAGUGCCCUGAGGAAGCAGCCAGCCCGGGCUCUCCCUGAAAUCCAACCCCAGAUGUAUGAAAUGGUGCUAUCUAUUUACCAUUCCUUACCCUGCUACGCCACUUAACCUUAGUCACUGGAAAUUCAGUUAACGACCUUGAGGUAAACAAGCUAAGAAAUGAGAAAUAAUUCUGUGUAAUAUAAAUGAGCUAUAACUGCUUUUGUACUUAAGAUUUGCUCUUACUAUUAUUUUUAAUAAAGCAUUUAUAACCAAGAUUCCUUUUCCCCUCUGUGGUGCAGAGGAACAGAAGCAGCUCUGGCUGGAGCCUGUGGGGCUCUGGCACCGGAGCGAGGUGUGAGUCCUCUGUCUGUCAGCAAAGAGUCUGGCCAUGAAUGGAACAGGCACCAGCACAGACCCCGGCUGCCUCUGAGGACUCCAGACACUGCUGCUUUUUUUGGUUAAUCCUGAGGUUUUUUGGAGUUCUACUUUUUUUUUUCUUUUUUGCUUUGCUUUUCUGAUUUUAUACCGACUGUGUGGACUAAGAAGCAAUGAAAUAAAAGUCAGAAUAACUCA